This is a messenger RNA of Setaria italica (foxtail millet), 2019 nucleotides long. RefSeq lists its product as uncharacterized. Lineage: Eukaryota; Viridiplantae; Streptophyta; Magnoliopsida; Poales; Poaceae. The transcript is spliced from 10 exons. The coding region runs from base 358 to 1728 and encodes 456 amino acids. The record is from RefSeq and is a predicted model, not a curated record. Gene Ontology annotation, molecular function: protein binding.
CGCAUCGCGUUGCCGGAUCGAGCUCGCCUCUCUCUCUCUCUCUCUCUCGAACCUCGCCUCGCCGCACGGCACAAAAGAGCUCGGCCGCGCCCUCAUCCCAUCCACACGUUUCCGCCUCCCGAUCCACAGCCGCCGCCGCUGCCGCCGACACAGCACCGCUCCCUUCCCCUCCCCCACCACCGGCGAGUCCCCCUGCCCUCGUCGCAGCCGAGGCCGGCCGACCAACCGACCGACCAGCACCGCUCCUUCCUUGCCAGGCGGCGCGGGCGCGGCGCGCACCGCGAACGAGCGAGCCGCGCGGCGGUGCUCUCGUUGCCCUCUGAGGGGAGGCGGUUCGUGGGUUGCGCGGCGCGGAGGAUGGCGUCGAGCGCGGCGUCGGAGGCGGCCGGGCGAAUGAUGGAUGACGACCACGACGGCUGGGCGUCGGACGGCGAGGUAGACGUGGAGAUGGAGGUGGGAGGCGAGGGCCACGGCCUCGAUGCCGACCGGAGGGACGGCGGCGCGGACGACGACGACGCGUACUCGCUGGUCACUAGGGUAAGUGACACAUCAGCAGCCGAAGCAAGGGCAGGAAAGGAUAUACAAGGUAUACCAUGGGAUAGGCUAAACAUAACCAGGCAGGACUACAGAAAAGCUAGGUUGGAACAGUAUAAAAACUAUGAGAACUUCCCUCAAUCUGGAGAACUCAUGGAUAAGUUGUGCAAGCAAGUGGAGCCAAGCAGCAAGUAUUACGAGUUUCAGAACAAUACUAGAUCAGUGAAACCAUCGUUUCUCCAUUUUCAGCUUAGGAAUUUGUUGUGGGCAACCUCAAAGCAUGAUGUCUAUUUUAUGUCGGAGUCCACAGUAGGCCACUGGUCACCAUUGUCUCACAAAUUGUCAACGGUUCUUGACUUCUCAGGGCAUGUUGCUCCAGCAGAGAAGCAUCCUGGCAGUUUACUAGAAGGGUUCUCUGGGGUUCAAGUCAGCACACUUGCUGUUAAUGAGGGUUUAUUGGUAGCUGGUGGUUUUCAAGGGGAACUGAUUUGCAUGGGGUUAGCGGACCGCAAUGUGAAAUUCUGUACAAGGACAACUUUGAGCGACAACGCUAUAACGAAUGCCAUAGAUAUACACAGAUCGACAAGUGGAAGCUUGCGCAUUACGGUAUCCAAUAAUGAUUGCGGUGUCCGUGAAUAUGACAUGGAAAGAUUUCAGCUCUUGAACCACUUCCGUUAUAACUGGCCGGUGAAUCACACAUCUGUGAGCCCGGAUAGGAAACUUUUGGCGGUGGUUGGAGAUGAUCGGGACGCUCUUCUCGUGGAUUCACGAAAUGGGAAGGUAACCUCUACCCUAGUCGGCCAUCUGGACUACUCAUUCGCAACGGCAUGGCACCCGGAAGGGCUUACCUUUGCGACAGGGAACCAGGAUAAAACCUGCCGCGUCUGGGACUUGCGCAACUUGUCGACCUCCCUCGCGGUCCUUCGGGGCAACAUUGGCGCGAUCCGGUGCAUCCGCUACUCCUCCGAUGGGAGGUUCCUGGUGUUCUCGGAGCCUGCCGACUUUGUGCACGUGUACAGCGCCGCUGCGGACUACAAGAAGCGGCAGGAGAUCGACUUCUUCGGGGAGGUGUCCGGGAUCACGCUCAGCCCCGAUGACGAGUCCCUGUUCAUCGGGGUCUGCGACCGUGUCUACGCCAGCUUGAUGCAGUACAAGAUGAAGCAUGCGUUCGAUUAUCUUGACUCGUACGUGUGAAGAACUGAAUAUCCCGUGUUGUCUGUCUGGUGCUCGCUGUCGGUCACUGCUCUCAGGUGGCGGUUCUGGUGCGCGAUUCAGGGAAUGUAUCUGCCUGUUCUUGUGCGCUUUUCAGGGAAUGUAUCUGCCUGUUCUUGUGCGCUAGCCGAUGGUUUACGGCGAGUUGGGACUCGGGCGAGCCUGCCGUGUAAAUAGUUUAGCAGUUGAAGCAUAAUGUUGAGGACCUUAACUGUCUGAACAUAUAUAAGCAGAUUAAUGUAUGUUUGCCGCUGUUAGUUUCAGACUCCAGAA